This is a messenger RNA of Anisakis simplex (herring worm), 1689 nucleotides long. NCBI's taxonomy places the organism in Eukaryota, Metazoa, Nematoda, Chromadorea, Rhabditida, Anisakidae. The record is from the annotation of a GenBank genome assembly.
AUGACGGACGAAGAACACGGUGAUUCGAGAAUAACUGAUGCGUCGUCAUACACAGAAGAGGAUUAUGAAGAAGCUGAAGAAAUCUACGAUGAUGAAGGAACACUUGAUGAGGAAGAGCGUGAGCAUCCAGAAGAGGAUUAUCGUGACGAGUUGAAGAUGUUAGAAGAUGAUGCGAAUUUAUCAGUGGAAGAAUUGAGAAGGCGAUAUUAUGGGAGUGGUGAGUUUGUUGUUGAAGAAGAUGACGACGAUGACAAUGACAAUGAAGUGGAUGAUGAUGAAGAGCAGUCGUCGUCUGCGCAUUCUGAGGAUAGUGCUGGGACACCUCAAGGCACUGAAACUGAUGACACGACUAGUAUUUCGAAUAUCAAUGGCGGAGCUAACGCUGAUGGUUGUGCGACGUCGUCGUCGUGGAUGGUAUCGACAACGACGAACAAAGUAAAACGAAAAACGGAUUCACGAGGAUAUUUCUCGGAUGAAGAAGAUAAUGAAGAAGAUGAUGAAUAUGUUCCGCCUGAUCCCUGGAGGAAGAACGUUCGUCAAGGACCUUUCUACCAAGCCACAAUUCCUGCAUUUAUUGCACCUGAUAUUAAUUAUCCUUGUGCUGAGAGAGAAUUACUACUUUGGCGUCCCCCUCCUCCUUCAACAUCAGCGAAAACAACGAAAUGUAAUGGGACUGGUUAUGAUGUUGAAAUGUUUUUACGAACUUUCUACGAAAUGGCGUUCAAUUCAAGUGUUUCUGCGCAGACGGCUGAUCUGUCGAGACUAAGCGCUCAAACGCAGCAGCAACAACCGUUGAGGGACGACGAAAACGCGCUGAAAGUUUAUAUGGAUACUGGAUAUGAUGCAGAGGCAGCGAUGUCAUUGUACCCUUUCCCACUUGUAAAUGCACCACAAAUGAACAUUGGGCCGAAUCCGUCAAAAUGGACUGAUACUGUGAGUUUUUCCAUUCAUCGCUAUCCCGUUCGAUGUUUUUCAUGGUGUCUUCAUGUAAGCGAUAUUGAUGUUGGUGUUAUGGUGUUCUCUUCGUUCAGUCAUAAGGGCUUAAAAGUAGAAAAGGAGGUUGUUGUGGGUAGAAAAGUGUUUGAGUGUACAUUUAUUUCUAUUUUAUCGCUGUUAUUGUACAGUUUUGUUUCAGCUGUUGUUAUUAUCAAUGUUGUUGUUAUUCGUUUCUUUCAGUUACCUUAUAGGACAGUUGGUGAGCUGGUGCAGUUUUAUUAUAUUUGGAAAAAGACAGAACGACACGAUAUGUUUGAAGAACGAAUUUGUGCAACUAAACGGCAUGAACAUUCAAAUUGCACUGAUUAUAUGGGUAGUUUAAUGGAGCAUAUGGACGCAACAACAGGAGAUACUCGGACGCAUUUAUCGUCAUCGACACCGUUGGAAGUGACCAGUAAUAUCAGUAUGCCGUCUGCCAAUCGUAAUAUUAGCUAUAAUAUUAGUAAUGAUAAUGCUAGUGGUAACGGUAUUAGUUAUAAGAGUGAUAAUGCUAACGCUAGUUACAAGAAUUCGAUAUCCGGUGAAUUAGUUACAGUGAUGAGCACUAACAGCAAUGAUAUGAUGAGUGAUAAAGAGUGGAAUAAUGUUGGAUGUUGGCAGGGUGCAACAACAAAUCAAACGGUAUCGACAACAACUGCAACUACGACACUUCCGCAUCUUGAUAACGAUACAAUUGCAAAUGUCUUGCAGUGA